Caretta caretta (loggerhead turtle) is the source of this 1381-nucleotide messenger RNA. The record is from the annotation of a RefSeq genome assembly. Lineage: Eukaryota; Metazoa; Chordata; Testudines; Cheloniidae.
AUGCUAAAAAUCCUACUCCCUACAAUUAUAUUAUUACCAACAAUCACACUAUGUAAACCAAAACAACUAUGACCUUCCACAUUAAUCCAUAGCCUAACAAUUGCUACUCUAAGCUUACAAUGAUUUAAACCUUCCAUAGAACCAACCAUAAACUUUUCUAAUAGCUAUCUAGGAAUAGACCAAACCUCAGCCCCACUAUUAAUCCUAUCAUGCUGACUUACCCCUAUAAUAAUCUUGGCUAGCCAAAACCACUUAGCUACCGAACCAACCUCACGAAAACGAACCUUCACCUUCACUAUCAUCUCACUACAAAUUUCACUAAUACUAGCUUUCUCAACCAUAGAACUAAUUAUAUUUUUUAUUGCAUUUGAAACUACACUUAUCCCAACACUAAUAAUUAUCACACGAUGAGGCAACCAAAUAGAACGACUAAAUGCAGGAACUUACUUUCUAUUUUAUACCCUCAUUGGAUCUCUUCCACUACUAAUCGCUCUACUAUCCCUAAACACUGAAAACGGUUCCUCAUCAAUAUACACAAUACAACUAAAUCAACCUAUCAUACCAAACUCAUGAACCCAUACAACAUGAUGAUUCGCACUACUAAUAGCUUUUAUAAUCAAAAUACCACUAUACGGUUUACACUUAUGACUACCAAAAGCACAUGUAGAAGCCCCAAUUGCAGGCUCAAUAAUUCUAGCUGCAGUAUUACUAAAACUAGGAGGAUAUGGUAUCAUCCGCAUUACAAUAAUACUAAAUCCCCUGUCAAAAACACUUUCCUACCCUUUUAUGGUACUCGCAUUAUGAGGAGUAAUCAUAACUAGCUCUAUCUGCUUACGACAAACAGAUCUAAAAUCACUAAUUGCCUAUUCAUCAGUAAGCCAUAUAGGCCUUGUCAUCGCCGCAACACUAACACAAACUCAAUGAGCCUACACCGGCGCAAUUACACUUAUAAUCGCUCAUGGCUUAACAUCAUCAAUACUUUUUUGCCUAGCUAAUACAAAUUACGAACGAACUCACAGCCGAACACUACUAUUAGCCCGAAAUAUACAACUCCUACUCCCCCUAAUAAGCCUAUGAUGACUACUUGCUAGUUUAACUAACAUAGCCCUUCCACCAACCAUUAACCUAAUAGGAGAAUUAACCAUUAUUACUUCACUAUUUAACUGAUCCAACAUUACAAUCCUAAUAACAGGAUUAGGAACCCUAAUCACCGCUACUUACACCCUAUACAUAUUAUCUACAACACAAUGAGGGGAAACACCUUCAUACAUCAAAACUAUCCCCCCAACCCACACACGAGAACAUCUCUUAAUAUCAUUACACAUCCUACCAAUAAUUCUACUAAUAACAAAACCAGAACUAAUCUGAGGCUCCUUCUACU